AUGAAUGUCCCAGUUGUCGUCGCUGCAAAGCUUGGGUUCGGCCGCGACAUGUGGGGUAUUCCAGCCGACAAUAUCACUGAGAGUCUGAAAGGGCUCUAUGUCGCGUACUUCAUGUACAUGUGGUCUGAAUGUCUCUGCCAGCUAUCCAUCCUUGCCUUCUACCUGCGCAUCAUGGUAGACCACAAAUUGCGCAUGAUAGUCUGGGGCUUCGUUGGUGUCGUCACUGCAUUCGGCAUUUGCAAUGUGGUCUCCAUGAUCUUUCAGUGCACACCCAUCAAAUUCUUCUGGGAUGGAUGGAGAGGGGAGAUGGCAGGCUUCUGUGGUGUCGAUGUCAAACUGUUCGGCUUCGUCCGAGGAGCUGUCGAAAUCUUCCUGGAUCUGGCUAUUUUGAGUAUGCCACUACCCAUGCUGGCGAAACUCAACAUGUCGCCAAAGAAGAAGCUUCAGAUCAUGUCCAUGUUUUCUGUCGGUUUCGUCAUUACCAUUGUCAGCUGUUUACGUCUCUGGUCUUUUGUUCAGUUCGGAGACUCUACGAACCCAACAUAUGACAACACAUCUGGUCUAUACUGGUGCGCCACCGAGGCGAAUCUCUUCAUUAUCGUAGCCUGUAUGCCAGCCAUGCACGCCCUCUUCCACAAGAUGUUCCGACAAUUUCGAGAGUCGAGCACAUAUGCGAGCAAGGAGAAAUACGGCAGCAGCAGCAACAAAGGCUCAUACUUGCGCCAUCAUGAUGGCAGUCGACAACGCCAGAACUCGCUGCCACUUGGCGCGAUCAAAAAAUCCACCGAUGUCAACAUCUUUCGCACGGAGCGAUCGAGCUCAGACGUCGAGCUUGUUACUCAACUGCCUCACACCUAA
This is a messenger RNA of Parastagonospora nodorum SN15, 858 nucleotides long. RefSeq lists its product as hypothetical. NCBI's taxonomy places the organism in Eukaryota, Fungi, Ascomycota, Dothideomycetes, Pleosporales, Phaeosphaeriaceae. Bases 1 to 858 code for a protein of 285 amino acids. The record is from RefSeq and is a predicted model, not a curated record. The transcript is spliced from 2 exons.